CAGUUUAAGUUGUCUGUAAACAAACUAUCUACCGGCUAAUAAUAACAACAAAGGAAUUACCCCAGCAGUAACAAAAAUAUUAUAAUUCAAGGUUUAUAAGAAUGAAUCGUCAUGUUCAAUUUGCUAAGAACUUGAAUCGUUUUCGCCUAGUAACAUUUGACAUCACUGAUACAUUAUUGAGGUUUCGUAAACCUCCAGGUGUGCAAUAUGCGAAGACUGCGGCAUUAAUGGGUGUAAAAAACCUUGAUCCAAACAAAUUACAAAAUUUAUUUCGCGAAGAAUUUAAAAACAUGGCCAAGAAAUAUCCCAAUUACGGCCGUAAUUCGAAAGAAAUAACUUGGCAGGAAUGGUGGAUCCUGUUGGUGGACAACGUCUUUAAACGAGUAGACGAGAAAUUAUCGCAAACACAAAUACGGCGCAUUAGUGAACGACUUUUUGAACAGUAUCGCAGUAAUGAGUGCUAUGUGCAUAUUGAGGGCAAUUUAGAAUUAUUAAAAAAAAUACGUGAUGUGACUAAAUAUGUUGGUGUCAUUUCUAAUAAUGAUCCCGGUCUGGAAUGUGUACUCUCUAGUAUGAAUAUAAGGCAUGAGUUUGACUUUGUGUACACCUCAUAUGAUUUGGGCGUUCAAAAACCGGACUGUGCUGCAUUUCUGAAGCCUCUAGAAAAGUAUAAUGUGCACGCUCCUGAAGCGUUGCAUAUUGGAAAUCUUUACGAUAAAGAUUAUAUAGGUGCACGCAAUGCUGGCUGGAGCAGUUUGCUCAUUACAAAAUCGGUUGAUGAGACACAGAAGGCUAAACCUACACACGCUUAUUCUAGUUUAAGAGAAAUGCAUAAUGCUUUGGAAACUAUUGAUAUCGAGUGGUAAACAUAACUGAGAUAAANAUAGUCGUUUUAAUGUUAAGUUUAAAAUUUGACUAUGGAACAUUGUGAUGAUUAUUAACUUCUUGAUAAACAAAUGACUAAAUAUUUUUUAUUGUGCGAUAUUUUAAGAAAUAUAAUAAAGUUUUAUUGAUACUUAUUAGAUAAAAACUGUUAUUUUAUAAGUAACGCAUAAAAAUAUCAAUCGAAGAAAUUAAACUUAAUUUUUACAAACAGUAAUGCGUUGUCUUUAAAG
This is a messenger RNA of Bactrocera oleae (olive fruit fly), 1115 nucleotides long. The record is from RefSeq and is a predicted model, not a curated record. NCBI's taxonomy places the organism in Eukaryota, Metazoa, Arthropoda, Insecta, Diptera, Tephritidae.